Molecule: messenger RNA, 5051 nt
Organism: Caenorhabditis sp. 36 PRJEB53466
Lineage: Eukaryota; Metazoa; Nematoda; Chromadorea; Rhabditida; Rhabditidae
Source: the annotation of a GenBank genome assembly
AUGAACACUUUCAAGCCGAUAAUAAUGGCCCAUUCGGAGGGUGAGCCGUGCAUUCGGAAUGGACAUACUGUGCAUUUUAGACAAGGUUCGUUAUUAGGAAUGAAUGAAAUUACUCGAUUUACCCUAAACACCCCGAUAUUGUCCGUUCAAAGUAAUGUAAAUGCAAAGUGGUCAACUGAUAAAAUGUACAGAAUUUCUUCAGAAAUAAUUUGUUAGUUGACCACUUUUUGAAAGCUUCAUUGGCCACUGAUAUAUGUCGUUUUGAAUGUAGACACUCCUCUUGUUAUAUCGUUGCUUCACUGCUCGUUCAAAACAAUAUAUCUCGCCAGUCAAUAGAGAUAUCAAAAAGUGAUCAACUGAUGAAAUGCUCAAAAAAACAUUGUGUACAUUUUAUUAGUUGAAAACUUUUUUAUAUCUCCACCGACAGCCAAGAAACGUUGCUUUGAAUAGACACUUUCUUAAGUGUUUAAAGUUUUUGGAAAAAUCUACUGCCACGUCACGUCAAGUUAGAAGUUUCUGGUUGGAGCUGAAGAUACGGUAAACCUUGUAGAUACCUCCCGUCGAAAAUCAGAUUUCGCUCGAAAAUGCAUCGCCGUCAUCCUCCUCCACGCGAUCUUUCUGUUCGCAAUCCUGGCCGCGCUCAUCAUCGGUCACUGGAUUUCUGAGGAAAACCAAAAGUUCAAUAGGACUUCAGUACGUCUUUUUUUUCUUUGAAUCUAUUUAGAUAUUGUCCACGACUUUCUAACGUCUAACCGCAUCCUAACACGUUUCCAGUUGAAUUCCACACUUCUCGCCGACGCCUAUCUUCUCGAAUCAUCUGGAUCUUUCGGCGCGGCGGCUUCCUCGAAAAGAACGACGACGACGACGAUUUCUCCGGCUUCUGAUGGCCACGUGGAGGCUCUGAACCAUCGUCACACGCAUCUGCUGACCACGUCUUCGGCACUGAAUAACAACAAAAAUAAGCAGCAGCCGCCGCCGAGAGUCGUCGAACGACUAAUCCCGGUGUGUAACCACACGCCGUGUGCUUAACUUUUUGCGAAAAACGACUUUGAGUUUGGUUUUUGAGUGAAAAUGGAUGGGAAUUUGCAUGAAAAGCGGUGGGACUCUCCAAAGUACCCCCUGACCUACUGAAUAUGAUUUGUGAUCCUACGCCAUCUGGGGCUAAUCUCAUUAUUUUUUGGGCGCGACCAAAACCGGCGGCCAUUCAUGCCCCUAAUAAGUGUGGCAUUCGUCGUCAUAUUGACGGAAGCGAAUCACUGUCAAUCACCCGUUUCGCAUGCAAAUUACUAAGCCAUUUGACGGUUCUCUCAAGGACUUUUCAUGCGAUUAUGCUAACAACUAACGUGUGUGUGUGUGUGAAAUUGAAGUGGCCAAAAAAAGUGAAACGCUUUAUAUCGUAAUUGUCCAUAGAGAUAUCAAAAAGUCGUCAACUGAUAAAAUGUUCAGAAUGAUUUAACGAGUAUUUUCUGUGUUGAUAACGUUUUGAUAUCUCUUCAGGCAAAUGAGAUAAAUUGUCCUACAUUAACCUCAUUCAGUUGGAGAAAAAGCGAAACUUCACUCUGGCUGACGUGUUUCCACCGCCUCCGGAUGGCGGUUUUGGGAUUGCCGAGCAGUUGCACGCAGUUCGAGCCAACAAAUUGACGACUGACGCGUUGCUCGUGCCACUUCCACUGUACAUUCUACCGUAUCACUAUGAUUUGAAGGUUUGAACAAGAAGCACACGUGUCGUUUAGAUAAUUUCGAUUUUCAGCUGGACUUUUCGCUGUUUGAUAGCGCUCUUUUCAUCCGAGCCAACAUCUCGAUCUUUUUGGAAAGCUAUGGAAACUCGACCGAAGACGAAAUCCAAUUCCAUCUCGGUCCGAACAUUAAGAUCGAGCGAAUGCGGCUGAGAAAAGACGGCCGCAAGUUCUACGCGAAGACGUUCAAACGGGAAGAGUCGAAGAAGCUGGGACGGAUAUCGCUUCGAGACCCACUUGAGAAGGGCAAGUACGUGCUGGAGAUGGAGUACAACAUGACGAUCUGCGACGAAGACGUCGACGGAGUCAGAUGCUCGCUCGAUUCCAGUACCAAUUCGUCUCUGAAGGCGACUAGCUUCACCACCAAAUUCGAGCCCACCCUCGCCCGCUCGUUUUUUCCCUGUUGGGACGAGCCGGGCGUUAAGGCGACGUUCAACAUUACGGUGAAACACGAGAAAAAGUACACGGUGCUCUCGAACAUGCCGCAAGUGCCCGAGAAUCCGCCGAAGCGGUUGAUGACGUGGCACGAGCCGAUGAUGACUACCGUAUUCCAGACGACGCCGCCAAUGUCCACGUAUCUUCUGGCUUUUGCGAUCGGUUCGGUUCAAAAACCUUCACAGUUGGUCGAAAACUUGAAAUUUUCCAGGUGAAUUCGUCAAAUUGGAGACACGAACCGAACGCGGAAUUCCGGUGACUGUGUGGACGUAUCCGGAAGACGUGAUGUCGAUGAAAUUCGCGUUAGAGUACGCGCCCGUCAUUUUCGAUCGACUCGAAGACGCUCUUGAGGUGGCAAACUAACGAGCAAAUCGGGAAAAUUGAGUGGAAUGAUGAUUUCAGAUUCCCUACCCGCUGCCCAAAGUCGAUCUGAUUGCCGCCCGCAAUUUCCACGUGGGCGGAAUGGAAAACUGGGGACUGAUUGUGUUCGAGUUCGCCUCAAUCGCCUACACACCACCGAUCACAGGUAGGAAACCACAAAUCGGAUGUUUGAUACAUUCGACGAGUCGAAAAUGACUUCCGAUGUUUUGAUAAUAGUUCAAAUGCAUUGUGUUCUUCGAAAUGUAGAUUUAUCCGUCGUGAAUACUCUAUAUACUCAAUACGAAACAGUUAUCUUUGAGAUCACGUAAACGAGACGGUGGAUCGGAUGUACAACGAGUUCCGGAUCGGCAAACUGAUCGCGCACGAGGCCGCGCAUCAGUGGUUUGGCAAUCUGGUGACGAUGAGGGACUGGUCGGAGCUGUUCCUCAACGAAGGAUUCGCCACGUUCUACGUCUACGAGAUGAUGAGCGCCGAACGGCCGUUGACGACUCAAUUCGAGUACUAUGACAGUCUGGCGACACUUGUUCAAUCACAGGCCGAAGAGGAUCACCGCUUGUCACUGGUCCGUGAGCUGUCCACCGAGUCUCAGGUCGAAUCCUCGUUCCAUCCGACCAAUUUGUACACGAAAGGAUGCGUUCUGAUCCGAAUGAUUCGCGAUUUAGUCAGUGAUUUCGAUUUCAAAGCGGCCGUCCGAAGGUAUCUUCGUCGAAACGCGUACCGUUCGGUUUCUCGCGAUGAUCUGUUCGCCAGCCUGCCCGCCUACGCAGAUCACGGAGCGGAGCAGGAGAAAUUGAAUCAGGUGCUCGAGGGAUGGUUUGUGAACGAAGGCGUUCCGGAGAUUACGCUCAUCCGGAAUUAUGAUAACGAAAUGAUGACGAUGAGUCAGAGGAAGACAGUGCAUCACGAGUAUCGGAGUUUUCUGAAGGAUCGGAAGUCGGCGACACGAUACAGAGGAACGAGAAAUGCCGACGACGGGAGCACUCUGUUCGAUGACACAUUGUUUGAGGGCUACGUGGAUAGACGCAAGGAGAAACGGAGGAAGCAUCGGCCCGCGAGAAGGAAGGCUUCGACGCCUCCACCAAUCAGUCCUUCGAGCCGUCGGGACGAACUCCGAAAACCUCGUCGUGUGGGAAAUUCGCAAGAUCUGUGGACCAUCCCGAUCACCUACAUGUUCGGAUCGUUGAAAACCUCCGAAGGCCAGGUCAUCCGAGAGUUUUGGCUCAAAAACCGGACGGUCUCGUUCGGCGACGCGGAGAUCUCUCCGAACCAGGCAGUUCUCGUGAAUCCCGAGUGGAAGUAUCCGUAUCGGGUCAACUACGAUCUGCUGAAUUGGAAGUUACUCGCCAGAACGCUGCAUCAGAACCAUCUGGAGAUCAAUGACAAAUCGCGAAUGCAGUUGCUGCUCGACGCCGAGUAUUUUCUCUCCACCUCCAACAAUCCGCAUCUCUAUCUCUAUCUGCUCGGAUAUCUGGCCCAUGAGACCAGAAUGGAGGUGAUGCUGUUCGGAAUUGAUGCCGUCUACCGAUUCAUCGACGUCUUCAAGGCCACCGCGUUGAACAAGGCCAUUCUCGUCUUUUUCGAGCCCGUCGUCUCACAAAUGGAUCAUUUGCUGAACGAGAGUCAAGUGGACGCGGAGACCGCCUCUUUGUGGCUCGUCCGGCCCGAACGGCUCUCGAAACUCUAUCAAAUGAGGUGUGCCGUCGGGCUUGCCAGCUGUAAGAAUGAGUUUCAUGUAAGUUAUAAAGGUAUUUCAAUGAGAAGUAAUCUUGUUUUUAGACUCAAAAAUGGGCUCGUUCGCCUGACGAGUGGACGGAAGACGUUCACAAACAGGUCACUGCGGUCUGCCAUCAAUUGUUCACGAGCCCCGAGGAUCAGGUCAAGAAUGUCGUAAGUUACUGAUCUCUAGAACGCCUUGAGCUAAAAUCCUUCAUGUUCCAGCAAGAUCUGCUUGAGAGCCGGCUCCAAUCCUCGGGCGCCCAAUGGGCUCUAACUGUACAGCUCUCCGCCUGCUCUCACGAUCAGAAACUGCUCCGCAAGACCGCCCGAGCCAUUGUGAGCACUAAAAACGCGGCGGUUUACGCUUCAGCCCUUCAGGUACUCAUUUUUUGACGGAAAAAGUGAACUCUUAAAUGUUCUGUUCAGUCCGACUUUUCUCUACACUAUAACGGCGCGUUCCGCAAGUAUUUGUGGGCGGAGAUUGCCAAAAUGAGCACAUUUGAAAAGACGGCACUCUUUUCGACAAAUUCCACGUCGAUUCUGCCGGCCUCGAGGAUUCUCUUGCAUUCCGUCAAGACUAUCGAUGAACUUCAACAGGUAUGUAACUCUUCCGGCUCAACGUCUACCUACAGUAAUCACAACUAGAUCCGCGGACUGCUCACCAACUGGGGACCACUUUUGACGCUCCACUUCGAGUACCUCGAGCGAUAUCUUCUGUGGGUGUCGAGUGUCUCGCAAGGAGUCCUUCAUCAGUUCUUCGCCGCCGAUUUGUCCAACUUUUGA